GCCAACGUUUCCGUAGGAUUUUUAUAAGCAACAUUCACAUCUAAUAGUAACAAGAGACAGUCAACACAAAUAAGGUGAUUUAAAUCGUUGUUUACGGAGCAAGUGAAGGCAACGCGUGCUGCAUUACAGAGGUACAACAGCACUUGAAGGCAACACGAGCCCUAGCAACCGCAGCAAGAGUUUCAGUGUACCUUCGCAACCAUGGAGGAUGAGCUUUCGUUGGUGGAAGAAAAAAAGGAAGAAGUCCAACAAGAACAACAAGAACUCCUCCACGACCAAGUCGAACAACUGAAAUGUUCCAACGCAGCCCUAUUUGCAGAGAUCGACAUGUGUGAGCGCUUCAUCGGUCGCAUUGAUCCUCGAGACCUGGUGUCCAAGGCUGGGGGAGACGGUCCGGGGGCAGGAGCCUCCAACCUCGAGGGUGGGGUUCGUAGGCGGAGGUCCCGGGCCAACAUAUCAGAACCCCUCCAGCAGCUGACCUUGGAACAAAAACUUUAUGUGGCACAGAGAGAAGUAACGGAGACACGACAGGACCAGGAGAAAGUCAGACGGACAUACGAGAGGAUUCAGGACAACUCCAAGGCCUCUCUGAAAGAAUCAGAAUUGCAUCUUGCAGAAAUCCGGAUGGCUCAGAAGAAGUUUGAUAGCAAACUGCUCAAAACUAUGAAGGACAACAGGUUGGAAAUGGCGGAGCCUGAGAAGGUGCUUCAGUUCAUCCAAGACAAGUCAAAGGUCACGCAGUUGGAGACGUUCAUGCUGAAGAACCAAACACUGAAGGCCCACGAGAAGAAGCUCCAGCAGCAGCUGCAACAGAAGAAAGAGAUGGGGAAAGCAGAGUACGAGGACAUUUUCCAGGGAUACAGCGAGCAGAGAAUCGACAAAACAUUGGCUGAACUUCAAGAGAACAAUUCAAAAGUACUCUGUGUCCUCGGUAAACACAAGGAGAAGCUGCACCGUGUGACAUUGGAGGCCGCGGAGCUGAGCGAUGACCUCGCCAAGAAGAAGCAGUUGCUGGAAAAAAUUGAGGCGAAGAUGCAGCACGCUGAGGAGGAGCGUUUAAAGGCGGAGGCCCUCAACCAACGCUUGCGGCGCCAGAUGGCCGACUACCAGGCCCCCGAUGUCGCCGACUACAUGCUCGCGAAGGACAAACACAAGAAGCUGCAGCGGAGCAUUCACGCUUGGGAGAGAAAGUUUGGGGUCGCUGAGCAGCUGGCGGGGAGGAGCCUCAGUAGAGCCGCGAGCACACAGAGGCCCCGGGGCCCCGGCAGGCUCCCACACAUCGCACAAACCAGCUCGUAGAAUCAGAGGAGAGCGCUACUGCCGUCCACCGACCGGCUUCUGAUUGGACGGUUACACAGAGGCUUUGAUCAUGACUUGGUUUGUUCUCUUUUCACUCAAUCAUGCGGGAGAUUGAUGCCAUCUUGAUGCGGGCUAUUUUAAAUUGCUAGAUUUACCAGAACAUCUUCUGGUCCUUUAUCGUUUCAUUAGCUAAUAGUUACUUAUUACUAUUUGAUUUUACAUACAGAACCUACGUAUUAUAUUAGUACUCUGCAUGAGUAGUUCACUUUCUAACAAUUGAAGUACAUUAGUAUGAAUUUAGGACUUUCACUUGUAAAGUAGUACUUGUGUUUUGAUGAUUGUAAUACUUCCACUACCGACUUUAAAUAAACAAAAGUUGAAAUUA
Messenger RNA from Pseudoliparis swirei, 1684 nucleotides. RefSeq names its product coiled-coil domain containing 113 (gene cfap263). NCBI's taxonomy places the organism in Eukaryota, Metazoa, Chordata, Actinopteri, Perciformes, Liparidae. Gene Ontology annotation, cellular component: axoneme; ciliary basal body. The record is from RefSeq and is a predicted model, not a curated record. Gene Ontology annotation, biological process: cilium assembly. The transcript is spliced from 9 exons. Bases 202 to 1299 code for a protein of 365 amino acids.